Messenger RNA from Balaenoptera acutorostrata (minke whale), 1213 nucleotides. Its product is annotated as olfactory receptor 6B1. Gene Ontology annotation, cellular component: membrane. The transcript is spliced from 4 exons. Bases 155 to 1213 code for a protein of 352 amino acids. The record is from RefSeq and is a predicted model, not a curated record. NCBI's taxonomy places the organism in Eukaryota, Metazoa, Chordata, Mammalia, Artiodactyla, Balaenopteridae. Gene Ontology annotation, biological process: G protein-coupled receptor signaling pathway. Gene Ontology annotation, molecular function: olfactory receptor activity; G protein-coupled receptor activity.
CUAGGAACUCUGGUCGGAAGAGCCGGGUGCGAGGCCUCUGCACGGUGACCCGCUGUGAGCAAGUGAAACCGGACUAAGCACAAGGAAAAAAAAAAGCUGCAAAACUGGGUCCCAUUGUGUUCUUCAUCUACGGAUACAUUCAAGCAGAGUUUGGAUGAUGAUUUGGCUGAGACAUUCAAGGAGAACUUUAAGUUCAAGUGGAUCAGUGAAGAAUUUCUUUUCACAUUCUACCCCCUCAGAGGCUGCUGAGCCGAGGAGAGUUAAGCCCUGUGUCUCCAAUAUGGAAGUGGAGAACCAGACACGGGUCACCAGGUUCAUUCUGGUGGCGUUUCCUGGGAACUGGGGUGUGCGUGCAACAGUGUUCCUCAUGUUCCUCGUGGCCUGUAUUCUGACAGUGGCUGAAAAGGUGAUCAUCAUCCUGUUGGUGCAGCAGAACCGGCCGCUGCACAAGCCCAUGUACUUCUUCCUGGCCAAGCUGUCCUUCUCGGAGACCUGGUACCUCUCUGUCACUGUACCCACGGUGCUGUUUAGUUUUUGGUCCGUGAGCAGCAGCAUCUCCUUCACGCACUGUAUGAUACAACUUUACUUCUUCAUUGCACUCAUGUGCACAGAAUGUGUGCUCCUGGCUGCCGUGGCCUACGGCCGUUAUGUGGCCAUCUGCCGCCCACUGUGCUACCCCAUCAUUAUGAGCCAUGGGCUCUGCUUCCUCCUGCCUCUUGGUUGGACCAAUGGCUUUGGCAUCUCCUUGGCUAAGAUCUACUUCAUCUCUUGCCUCAGCUUCUGUGGCCCCAAUGUCAUCAAUCAUUUCUUCUGUGAUAUCUCUCCAGUACUUAACCUCUCCUGCACAGACAUGUCCACAGCUGAAUCGGUGGACUUUGUCCUGGCACUGGCCAUCUUCCUCUUGCCCCUCUCUCUCACUGUCCUGUCCUAUGGGUGCAUUCUGGCCACCAUCCUACGCAUGCCCACAGGAAAGCAGAAGGCGUUUUCUACUUGUGCCUCCCACCUCGUGGUGGUCACCAUCUUCUGUUCAGCUACUAUUUUCAUGUAUGUCUGGUCCCGAGCCAUUCAUGCCUUCAACAUGAACAAAGUUAUUUCCAUCUUCUAUGCCACUGUUACCCCUGCGCUUAACCCUUUCAUUUAUUGUCUAAGGAACCGAGAGGUCAGAGAGGCUCUGAAGAAACUGGCUUAUUGCCAGGCCAUCCGAUCUGGCUAG